Molecule: messenger RNA, 4321 nt
Organism: Propithecus coquereli (Coquerel's sifaka)
Lineage: Eukaryota; Metazoa; Chordata; Mammalia; Primates; Indriidae
Gene: MAP6
Product: microtubule-associated protein 6
Exons: 3
Coding region: 66-1394 (442 amino acids)
Biological process (GO): positive regulation of axonogenesis; microtubule cytoskeleton organization; dendrite morphogenesis
Cellular component (GO): microtubule; axon; Golgi-associated vesicle
Molecular function (GO): microtubule binding; calmodulin binding
Source: RefSeq, a predicted model, not a curated record
AAGAUUAGAGACUUGCUUUAGAGCCACAGAAAGAAAGAGGGAGGGCCAGCUUUGCAGUCAGCACCAUGGCGUGGCCGUGCAUCACACGGGCCUGCUGCAUCGCCCGCUUCUGGAACCAGCUGGACAAGGCAGACAUCGCCGUGCCGCUGGUUUUCACCAAGUACUCAGAGGCCACCGAGCACCCUGGCGCCCCGCCGCAGCCACCGCCGCCGCAACAGCAGCAGGCGCAGCCGGCUCUCGCGCCCCCCUCGGCGCGCGCGGUUGCCAUAGAGACGCAGCCAGCCCAGGGCGAGUUGGAUGCAGUUGCCCGGGCAACAGGGCCGGCGCCCGGGCCUAGCGGAGAACGCGAGGCGGCGGUGGCCCCCGGCCGGAGUGGGCCGGGCCCGGGCCUGGUCUCCGGCUCCACCUCCAGCGCGGGCCCCGCGGACUCGGUGAUGCGGCAGGACUACCGCGCCUGGAAGGUGCAGCGGCCCGAGCCCAGUUGCCGGCCGCGCAGCGAGUACCAGCCCUCCGACGCGCCCUUCGAGCGCGAGACCCAGUACCAGAAGGAUUUCCGUGCCUGGCCACUGCCGCGCCGCGGGGACCACCCGUGGAUCCCCAAGCCCGUGCAGAUUCCAGCGUCCUCCCAGGCUUCGGCGCCUAUUUUCAGUGCUCCCAGGCGCCGGCCGCAGAGCCAGGAGCGCUGGCCAGUGCAGGCCGCCGCGGAGGCCCCGGAGCAGGAGGCGGCCCCAGCUGGAGCAGGGGGCCUGGCAGCCGGAAAGGCGUCUGGUGGGGACGAGCGCGACACACGCAGGAAGGCCGGGCCAGCCUGGAUGGUGCGACGCGCCGAGGGGCUGGGGCACGAGCAGACGCCGCUGCCCACCGCCCAGGCCCAGGUCCAGGCCACGGGCCCCGAGGCUGGCAAGGGGCGCGCAGCGGCGGACGCCCUCAACCGGCAAAUCCGAGAGGAGGCGGCGAGUGCGGUGAGCAGCUCCUACAGGAAUGAAUUCAAAGCAUGGACGGACAUCAAGCCUGUGAAACCAAUAAAAGCCAAGCCCCAAUACAAGCCCCCAGAUGAUAAGAUGGUUCACGAGACCAGCUAUAGUGCCCAGUUCAAAGGGGAGGCCAACAAGCCAACAGCAGCUGACAAUAAGGUCACUGACCGCAGAAGAAUACGCAGCCUCUACAGCGAACCUUUCAAGGAACCCCCAAAGGUGGAGAAACCUAGUGUUCAGAGUUCCAAACCAAAAAAGACCUCAGCGAGCCAUAAGCCUCCGAGGAAGGCCAAAGACAAGCAGGCGGUGUCGGGCCAGGCCACCAAGAAAAAGAGCGCAGAGGGCCCCAGUGCCACCAAACCCGACGACAAGGAGCAAAGCAAAGAGAUGAACAAUAAACUGGCUGAGGCGAAAGAGUAAAUUUCACUGCACUUUCCUUUUACUCUUCUCUCUCUCUCUUUAUUUUUAACCAACGAACAAAAAAAGGCCACAAAAUUAAUUAGAGGCUUCUCAUCUGCCUUGGUCCUGAGUGUUCCAGGAGCUCUUUGGUUUGGUUUUUUUAAUGGAGGAAUCCUGCUUCAGAGACCGAGUAGCAUGCCUCCUCCUGAGGGUGGUCCAGGCACCCAGGCCACCAGCCCCGGAACACCAGGAAACUCUGCCCGCUGGCUGUGCCCUCCCCUGUCAGUGAGACUGCAUGCUGACAAGGAGGGCAGGCUGGUGCCAGCGGGAGGCAACUCUGAGCUGGCUGGGAAGCAAAUCUCCCCGUAGUGCUUGGAAGUGUCUGCAGGGUGUCCCCCUCUUGUUCCCCAAGGUCGGUAUCACUGAUCGAUUUUGAACUUUAGGUAAAUGUGUUCUUUUCCAACAUUCAGAAAAUUAUCAUGUGCUAGAGAAGCUCAGCUUGGGCUGCAGCAGUUGACAAAAUUUGUGGAAAUAUUAAAAACAAAAAAACAACCUUGGCCUUAAUGUCAAUAAAGUGGAGUUGUGUCUGUUAAGUAGUCUUUUCAUAGAAUCUUCUGUUAGGAAUGUGUGCCUGUGUUUAGUUUCCUAUCAGUGGGCUGUGCUGAGUAAUAGAUAUGCCACUGAUAACCAAAACUAGGCCAGGGGUGGUAAAAGGGUUUGGUGUUUUAGGUGUAUUCCAGAUGUCAUAGGAAGAUCACAAAAAUGAGGAGCUGUUCCUCUGUUUACUGCCUAUCCAGUGCUGCUGACUUUGCAGAGCAACUGGUUAAAGGUGACUGAGGAAGACUGUUGCAGGUGUAGGGAUAGUGUAUUUAGAAUGUGGCUUUCUGUGUCUGAGAAACCCAAGGGGCAUGUAGACAUAGUGGCAAGUGUGGCGAUGCUUGCUGUCCCUUCCUGCACUGCUGCUGCUCCGCUCCUCGGAGAGGACAGGGUGCUGAGGGUAGGUCGGGGGAUUUUCUGUGACUUAGCUGCAGACUGGGAGAGUGCCCUGCUAAGUGACUGGCAAGCGUCUUUGACCUCAUUAAUGCAUAAAAGCAGCUCUCAGUGUAUUCUGUGUCGCGUGUCUGUGUGGCCAAAGCCCCCGGGGGUGGCAAGUGCCACCUUAGCUGUGCUAAGUUGUGUUGUAGGAAUUAGUGGGGGAGUUGUUGUGAAAAGACCCCCAGUCCUUGUGAGGGAACCCAGAAUAUCUGCCAGAAACAUUAUAUUUGCAAAUGUAGAUGUGUACAUUGCUCAGCACACUUUAUUUCUUCUGUCCUUAAAAUCAUCACUGUCCCCAGCAUUCUGAAACUGCUGGGCGCCGAACAGCACCAAGUCUCUGCUCAGGCAUGCUUUUCUUUUGUAAUGAAAGUGGGGAAGAGUGCAGGUCUCACAAUUCCUGACCUUAAAACUCCCUUUAGAUCCUUCUGGGUUGGAGGAAGCAGAGCCUCCACAAGCUCUCUCUUAUUCUGACCAUUCAGGCAGCAAAGUCUCGGUUUGCACCAUUUGGUUUGUCACCGUGGGCUGGGUGAGAAGUCUUUUGCCAAUUAAUUGAGUGUAUGCUACACGGGCCAUAAUUAGUAACAGAACAGGAAGGCUAGAAAUGAAGUGCUUGGUCAGGCCCACUGCGACCUCCCUUUCUUUCUCAGGGUAUGAAGCUGUGAGGGAGGAGAAGUACGGAAGAAGAUAGGAAAUGCUAGCAAGCCUCAGUGUUCAUGAAUCACAACUUUUGAACGCCUAUCUGGAAAUGACUAGCGUAGAUCUCAGUACUGAUUCCAGCUACUGGCUAGCUAAUGUUACCAUGUGCCAGAGAACCCUAUCAACAUGGUCUUAACUGUAUCCAGAGAAUUUGCCAAUGUCUGUGCAUUCUCUCAAGAUUUGGCGUUAGUCAGACGUGUUGAUGUUAGCCACAAUUUGGAUUUCUCCGUAGAAUAACCGUGUAUUUUUUGCAGCUCAAGUAAAUCAGUUUACAAUGCACAAGGGAUCAUUCAUUGCAUUCACUUAAUGAGUGCUGUGUGCCAGGCACUGUGCUAGACUUGGUGGGCAGUAUAAAUAAAUCUGUCUCCAUAGCCACACAACCAGAAGGAUGGACCUGACUUGAUCCCUGUGACUGAGUCCAGUUGGCAUUGUCCAAAUCGCAGCUUGCCACAAGGGCCCCACUGGCUUUCCCACCCACCUUGCAGCCCCAGGGACUAGAUUUCCUACCCUGCCCUGCCUGCGGCUUUUGAUGACCUGUAUAAUGUCUUUUUCAACCUGUCAGCUCCCUUCUUUUUAGCACACCCACUGAGGAAACACAGUUUGUGGUUCACUCUGACUCUUGAAUGUGUCACUUCACUGACAAGAAACUUCCUUUGAUUUCUACUGUUUACAAAUAAAACUCAGCCAGUCUCAUUCUGUAUCCUUAACAGACUGAAUGAAACUGAUUUUGGUUCCACAAGCAGUGUUUUGAUGUUGCCUUUCUGAAGGUGACCGAGCUUCCGGUACCUGUCCUGCCCAUUUCUGUACAUUUCCCUGUGGCUUCCCCAUACUCCCUUGGCGAGAGAGCUGGGGCCGAAGCUUCCCCGCUGUUGCCCUGCCUGCAAAAGUAGUCCUUCAAGCUGUGCGUUGGCUUCCCUCAGCUCUGUUCUCUGUCCUCACUCCCCUUCAGUCCACAUGGCUUUGCCUGUCCAAGGCAGGCAGGAAGUGUCUAAUUACGAUUUUGUGGCCUGGGUUUUGUUGCAUACCACAGAUUGUCUAUGUAACCUGUAGCGCACACCUCUCUUGGUGCUAUUUCAUUCCUGCUGUUAGUAAGAGAAUGACAAAAAUAUUCAUGUAUAGCCAAUUGAUUGUGACGUGCUUGUGGUCUGUGCUUGCUCAGAAAAACAAACAAACAAACAAUUUUUCCAAUUAUAAAUAAAUGCUAAAGACAAACACCA